GGCGUCCAGGAAACGCGCCUUCUCCAAAGUGCGCAGCCAGCGCGCAGCUCCACAGAGGCGAGACGAGGUCACAAGUUUCCAAACUCUUCCCCUGCAGAAAUCUCCGGCUCCGGACAGAGAGAGAGGGCGGUUCCCACCCCCACCACCUCCUGACACUCACACGGAACUUAAACGCAAACAUCUUACCGAGUCAGAGUUUCAUGAAGUUUGUGCGUCGGACAGACUGGCGGGCGGAAUGACUAAUCAUCCAUUACGCACGAACGGAAUGCAGAGUCUGCAGAAAGAACACCUGUACAAGGUGCUGGUUAUUGGAGACCUCGGGGUGGGGAAGACCUCCAUCAUCCGGCGGUACGUGCACCAGACUUACUCCACAAACUACAGAGCCACAAUCGGAGUGGAUUUCGCCCUGAAAGUGCUGAACUGGGACUCGGAGACCGUCCGGCUCCAGCUGUGGGACAUUGCAGGUCAGGAACGUUUCGGGAACAUGACCCGAGUGUAUUACCGGGAAGCCAUGGGGGCCUUCAUCGUGUUCGAUGUGACGCGGCCCACAACCUUUGAGGCGGUCAUAAAGUGGAAGGAAGACCUGGAUUCUAAAGCCAUGCUGGCCAAUGGAAGCAGCAUAGCCACCGUGCUGCUGGCCAACAAGUGUGACCAGAGCCGAGACCUCACCAGCAACGGUACCAAAAUGGACCAGUUCUGCAAGGACCACGGCUUCGUGGGCUGGUUUGAGACAUCAGCAAAGGUGAAUAUAAUUACGUUUUUUUUUUGUUGUUCGUGAUGAAAGGAACACAUUUUACACUUGUACUGGAUAAUUAAAAAAUAUCCCAAUUUACAGCAUUUAUAUUCUUUAAAAUUCUCAUUAAAUUUGUUUUAUAGGACGUAGUUUCUGCAGAGCGUCAGGGUUUCAUCAGAAAUUCCCCUCUAAGUUGUGGGCUGGACUGUUGAUGGAGAGUAAGCCCACCCCCACUUCCCAUCAUCCUUUUCAGCCCCAACCUAACAAUACUGGUGCAACAAAAACAGCAAUCAAAAUGUGAUCU
Molecule: messenger RNA, 1037 nt
Organism: Oryzias melastigma (Indian medaka)
Lineage: Eukaryota; Metazoa; Chordata; Actinopteri; Beloniformes; Adrianichthyidae
Gene: rab38b
Product: RAB38b, member of RAS oncogene family
Exons: 2
Coding region: 236-778 (180 amino acids)
Biological process (GO): vesicle-mediated transport
Cellular component (GO): vesicle; Golgi apparatus; trans-Golgi network
Molecular function (GO): GTP binding; GTPase activity
Source: RefSeq, a predicted model, not a curated record